AUGAACACAAUAACAUUAACUAAAACUCAAAAGAAACUCUCUCCAAAACGACUUCUUCAGUAUGGUAUUUUGAUAGGGGUGGCCUAUUUUGCAUUUCGCAUGUUUGACACAUUAACCAAGAACAAACAGCAACAACAAGGUGGGGUAUUUUAUGAUGAUGAUACAGAUGUCGAGCUCCCAGAAAACGGUAAUGAUUUUGACACAGGAAAUGAACAGUUUCAGUUCGACAAGAAUGUAGACGUGAAUAUGGACGUUAAUAUUGCGGGUAAAGAACCACCCAAGAAAGAAAAAUCGAAAGGUAAAGCUAAAAUGUUGGCAGAUAAUGUCGACGAACUUGAUAAAAUGAUCGAGGAAGAAGAAAAGAAAGAAAAGGAAAAACAGAAAGAGGUAGUACGAAAGAAACCAAAUCCAGAUCCCGAGGAGGAAGAAGAUCUAAAAGAACUUAAAGAUGAAGCUAUAGAAGAUUUCGAUAGAAAACAUCCGGCAAAGAAUCGACCUUUCCAUAAGGGUGAACAUUUCGACACGGGUGAUGACUCUCCAGAAAUAGCUAAAGAGAAACAUAAACGACGUAUCGAGUUCUUCAAGAAGAUUAAAGAACUGAAUAAAGAAUUUGAUGAAGAUAAUGAGUCUGAAAUGCACGAGAGCGUGGAGCUGCUAUAUUUUGUCAGUGCUGCUUGGACUAAAACAUUUAAAGAUGUGGUAAAUCUGGUAGUUUCAAUCCAAAACCACUACCCUACUGCUAGUAUUGUUAUCUAUGAUAUAGGAAUGGAUUCGGAUCAGAAAAACUGGUUGAAGACAGUUUGUCAAGUUCAAGUAAAACCAAGUUUUAUUGAAGUUUGGCCUCCACACAUAAGAGAUCUAGAAAAUAAAUUAUGGAGACCUAUCAUUCUACAGAUGGCCUUGGCACAUAUGAGUCAUCUCAUUUGGAUUGAACCAUAUUUAGUCAUCAACCGACAGAAGAUGAACGCAUAUAUUCAACAUUCCAGAAAGUUUGGAAUACUUUUUGCUGGCCAACGUCAGAAAUAUUCUACAUACAUAGUAACUCAUCCUGAUAUGUAUUAUUAUCUUAGUUCCGAUACACGAAAGUUACAGAGGGUUCCACAUUUUGAGAUCAAUAUGAUUCUGUUACACAAUACUAAUACCAUACAACAGAGGUUUAUGAAAUGGCUUGUUGCAUGUACCAUUGAAGAAUGGUGUAUAGCGCCCAUUGGUUCCAAACGAUCGUGCGACACGCCAAAUUUGUCGAGUGCUAAAUAUUACGCCAACUGUCACCGUUAUGAUGAGUCUGCCAUGAACAUUCUGUUAAAAUCAUGGAUGAAGUAUGACUUAGAUAAGUUCUCAUUAAGAGAUGUGGUAACUAACAGAAACGAUGGUCGUGAUGCUAAGGUUAGAGCCAGAGUGUGUAGUAAUGCAAGGAAGGCUGGUGACUUGUAA
Lottia gigantea (owl limpet) is the source of this 1434-nucleotide messenger RNA. RefSeq lists its product as hypothetical. The coding region runs from base 1 to 1434 and encodes 477 amino acids. The transcript is spliced from 4 exons. The record is from RefSeq and is a predicted model, not a curated record. NCBI's taxonomy places the organism in Eukaryota, Metazoa, Mollusca, Gastropoda, Lottiidae.